ACGAAGUCGCGCUAGUUAGUUAGCUUUCUCUGAUGCUCUUCAUCUUCUUCCGUCAGGCUUUUCCGGCGACACAGCUUGAAAGAAAGAGCACUACUCAUCACCGGAACGACUGAGAUUCCCCUGAUUCUGGUAUUUUUGUACGCAGAUUCAUCCAAUUUUAAUAGAAAUGGCGUUAAGGCAGAAGUUAGGAUGGUCAGAGGGAGAUCUAAUGAGAUCAGAUGCUAAGCCAUGUUCAAGACUGAUGAGACAAACUGCUGCCAUUUUCACUGUUGGUGGAGCUAUUGGUUUCUGGGUUCUCUGCAGACUUCACUAUGGUCCUAGGAUCACAGUGCCAAGGAGUUUACGGUGGGCGGGGUGCGGUGCUGUGUCUGUGAGCACAUCUACUGCGAUGCUUGUCCGUCUCUUCAGCCCUGAAUGUGAACCACAAAACAUUGCUGCCUAUGAUCACAUCAAAACCCCUCAAGCUUCACUCCCUUAAACCAUCAGUUUCUGGCUUAAUAUAUAAUGUGUAUGGAUCUCAUCUUUUGUACAUUACGUUGCAAUAAUAGUGUGCAUUUUUCAAUGUCGACACUUAACAAUACCCAAUGUUCCUUUAUUUUAUUGUGUUUGAUGAUGACUGUAGCAUAAUUGGAUACUCUUCUCUUUCGAUGUAGUCUUCAACUUUAUAAAGCUUUUGUUGACAAGGGAA
Molecule: messenger RNA, 688 nt
Organism: Camelina sativa (false flax)
Lineage: Eukaryota; Viridiplantae; Streptophyta; Magnoliopsida; Brassicales; Brassicaceae
Source: RefSeq, a predicted model, not a curated record